AUGAACUUCGAAAAACAGCGCCUGAGCGUGCGACUAAAGGAUCGGAGAAUACCUACGACUACACUGGUGGACUUGCCCACGGAACUCUUGAACCAAGUCGUCUCACACUGCCCAGCCACCUCUGUGGGCCAUCUGUCAAGGACAUCAAGAUCUUUACAUGAGUUUGUGGAAAAAGAAGGAUGGCGAACAUUUACUCAGGCUCAUUUUGCAAACCUGAAUUCUUCAACGCACUGGCGUGAUGCUGCGCACUCGUUGACCACUCUAUCGCGUAAUUGGCAGAGGCGGGCUUUUCUCGCAACAUACCUUGGACCUUCCGGCGAUGCCACUACACUGCCCAGUGGACAAGCAAUGAAGAAAUGGAGACGGCCGGCUGGUCAGACUAUGGGUUUCCAGCCUGCUGUUGAUAGUUACGAGCACUUUGUCGGGAGCCGUUGGAUCGAUCGACGACAAGUGGUUGCAUGGAGUGCUGGCGCAGAGCUGGUGGUGCGUGUGAAAGUGAGAGACGCUUCAACUGAAGAGGCAUACCGAACCGCAUCACCACAAGACAAAAAGGAGAAGUUCGAGAACAACGGCACGAGAGUGCGGUGGUGGACUUACAAGCCACUCAGCAGUGUCGAGGGCCGCGACGACAUCACCAGUGUACGGAUUCUCAAGCCGGCCGACCAGCAAUCGCGCAACAGUAUUGAUAGUAGCGAGCGAAUCAUCUUCGGAACCGCCAAUGGAGAUUUGCAGCUUGUGGAGGUGCCUCCUACUUCGGAUGGCGGUGUCAUCAAGACUUAUUAUGUCACAAAUGGCCUCUCUGUGCGGUCUACGUCGUUAUCGACAGAUAUUGGAUCUACUCAAGACCAAACUCAACACUUGGCUGCUAAUUUGUCAGACUCGCAUGUUGCUCUGUAUCAAGUAGACCCUGCCCAAUUCAAGGUCGCACCAGUCAGUGAGAUCAAUGCGAUACUGCAGAGCCGCAAAGGUUGUCGUAUCUGGUCGACCAAAUUUCUGGACUCGAAGCGUUUGGCUGUUGGCUUAGGACCAUCUGUGAAACCCAUCAACAUCUUCGAGAUUCGUCCGGAAGGUAUCGUCGAGGAGCCUAUGAGAAAGAUAGGUCUUACUGGAAGUGCGGAUGAGCUGGAGCCAGUCAAAGCCUCUUCAAUAUACCCUAUCGAACCGCUGGUGGACAGCAACGGUGGCAGAAAUGGCAAUCUGUUCCUUAGUGGUGGCUACGAUGGUAUUGUAAGAUUGCAUGACUUGCGUUCACCAUCACCAUUCACAGCGGUAUAUCAUGAUCCCACAGAUGAUGCUGCUAUCUACUCUCUGCUUUCCCGAGGCAGAGAUCGGGUCGUCGCUGGUGCUUCACGCCAUGGAUUACUCAAAAUGUUCGACCUCCGUAUGUCGGGAGGCAGCAUCUACGACUACGCUGGAGCAUCAGACACAAACGACUCUUCCACUGGUGACUGGAACAUCUUCAUCAACCCUCGCGACAGAUACGUCAACUCAACUUGGAGAGGACCCAACAGCUGGAUGCGUCGAAGCGCCGAAGGCUCCGUCUACAACCUCUCGUCACCAUCACCGACCUCCCCCUUUAUCUUCGCCGGAGUGGAGAAUGCCGUUGUCGAGUUCAACUUCUCUUCCGUACUCGAUAAGCACCCAGAUCCGAUAUUUCUCGGCAGUUCUACAGAGAAGAAAGGCAAACGGGACAGUAUGCCUUCAUAUCUCCAGCACAAGCAGGAUAUCCUCAAUCUGGCUAUGUACUCACAGGGUACAGACGGCUCAAGAGAAGGCAUGAAAUUGCGCACCCAACAUAGUGUCGAGGAGACGCUCGGCCGGGAUAUUAAUCCCGCUGGCCUAGACGAGCGCUGGAGGGAGAAUCAGUAG
Molecule: messenger RNA, 1869 nt
Organism: Aureobasidium vineae
Lineage: Eukaryota; Fungi; Ascomycota; Dothideomycetes; Dothideales; Saccotheciaceae
Source: the annotation of a GenBank genome assembly